AUGAAGAAGAAGACCACUGUGUGCUCCACCUGCAAGGCACACUUCCUCACUGACGUGGAUUACGCCAAUCACCUUCCAUCCAACAGCAAGAAAUGUGGAGGCCACAACUCAGCGUUCGUGGUUGGGGGACUUGGCAGCGCCGGUCGUCAUUUCGGAAGAUCUAUCUACUCAACUCUGUAUCCUUCUCGUACAAAUAAUCGGGGCCUUAUCCAAGGACUUGGGCCUGGACUUAGAUUCCGUCCCUAUCCAUAUGUGAUUGUGUUUGAUGUGUGGAAAGCAGUAGAAAGGAUGUCGAGCCGAUCAGACCUAUCCAACUUGCAAGAAACGCCGAGCAGCCGAUCGGCGUUUAGGGAUGAUAGGGAGGAUGAGGGAGUGGUAGAGCAAAUGUUCUAA
Prunus armeniaca (apricot) is the source of this 393-nucleotide messenger RNA. The record is from the annotation of a GenBank genome assembly. Lineage: Eukaryota; Viridiplantae; Streptophyta; Magnoliopsida; Rosales; Rosaceae.